AGCAGUAGUCCAUGUGAGUGUUGACGUCAGCACGCUUUCCUGCUUGGUUUCCAGCGCAAUGGCGGCUCCGCGGCUCUUCUUGAGAACCUUAGGCGUAAAGUCUUCCUUAACCGGGUUAACCGGUGGCGUGCACGGCAGUUUGGGGUUAACUUUGCUGAAACUGUCUCCCGACUGCACAGCCAAGCCGACAGCACAGAGAAGACACGCAGCGCACUUCACCUAUCAUCCUGACCCUGUGCCGACUCAGUAUGGCCCCACACAGAAGAUGAAUUUAUUCCAGUCUGUAACCAGUGCCUUGGACAACAUACUUGCCAGUGAUCCCACCGCAGUGAUUUUUGGUGAGGAUGUGGCGUUUGGUGGGGUGUUUCGAUGCACGGUCGGCCUCCGAGAUAAAUAUGGUAAGGACCGUGUAUUUAACACCCCGCUGUGUGAGCAAGGCAUUGUGGGGUUUGGUAUUGGUGCAGCUGCCGCGGGAGCCACCGCAAUUGCAGAGAUUCAGUUCGCCGACUACAUUUACCCAGCGUUUGAUCAGAUCGUGAAUGAAGCGGCCAAGUACCGGUACCGUUCUGGGAACAUGUAUGACUGUGGGAAGCUGACCAUUAGAUCUCCGUGGGGCUGCGUGGGUCACGGCUCGCUCUAUCACUCCCAAAGUCCUGAGGCCUUCUUCGCACACUGUCCUGGAAUUAAGAUUGUUGUGCCGAGAGGUCCAGUCCAGGCCAAAGGUCUUCUUCUGUCCUGCAUUGAAGAUAAGAACCCCUGCAUCUUCUUUGAGCCCAAAAUCCUGUACAGAGCAGCAGUGGAGCAAGUGCCCACAGAAGCCUAUCACAUCCCUCUCUCCCAGGCCGAGGUCCUGCAGGAGGGCAGUGAUCUCACACUGGUGGCGUGGGGAACACAGGUACAUGUUAUGAGGGAAGUGGCUGCUAUGGCACAGGAAAAGCUGGGUGUCUCCUGUGAGCUCAUUGACCUUCAGACCAUUUUGCCUUGGGACACAGAGACCGUUUGCAAGUCGGUGGUGAAGACGGGUCGGCUGCUCGUCAGUCAUGAGGCUCCAGUGACCGGAGGCUUUGCUGCUGAGAUCAGCUCUACGGUUCAGGAGGAGUGUUUCCUCAACUUGGAGGCUCCCAUCAGUAGGGUUUGUGGGUACGAUACACCCUUCCCUCACAUCUUUGAGCCCUUCUACAUCCCAGACAAGUGGAAGUGCUUUGAGGCCGUCAAGCGUAUGAUCAACUACUGAAGCACUGGCAACACAGAUUGAGAAUUUCAUCAGUGAACACACCAGUCAAUCCCACAGCUAACUUCUGCCUGUAGAUGGGACCAUGCUACCGGACAGGCUGUCACUUUUUGGGAAACUCCAGAAAACGUCAUUGAUCUUGUGUCUAGAGGGUGAAUCGUAAUUUCUGAACACUAACAUGUGGACGUCACACGGGUGCUGUGCUCUUCUAUCUGCUCCUUCCAUGUCUGUGCUCUUGCCGUUACCUGGAUGUCACCAUCUUACGUUUAGUUUAGUUUAGUAUUUUUAUUAAAAUUGAAUUGAGGCUGGAUCUUGUGUGUUUUGAUUCUGUCAACAUUUAGUGAAUAUCCCAUCCUAUUUGUAAAAUCUUUGGUUUAAUUGAAUAAAUAAUCUGCUUUAAAACCUA
Megalobrama amblycephala (Wuchang bream) is the source of this 1637-nucleotide messenger RNA. RefSeq names its product branched chain keto acid dehydrogenase E1 subunit beta (gene bckdhb). The transcript has 11 exons. Bases 59 to 1234 code for a protein of 391 amino acids. Gene Ontology annotation, molecular function: catalytic activity. Lineage: Eukaryota; Metazoa; Chordata; Actinopteri; Cypriniformes; Xenocyprididae. Gene Ontology annotation, biological process: branched-chain amino acid catabolic process; response to nutrient. The record is from RefSeq and is a predicted model, not a curated record.